Molecule: messenger RNA, 1383 nt
Organism: Colletotrichum navitas
Lineage: Eukaryota; Fungi; Ascomycota; Sordariomycetes; Glomerellales; Glomerellaceae
Exons: 4
Coding region: 1-1383 (460 amino acids)
Source: RefSeq, a predicted model, not a curated record
AUGUCUCUGGUCGGUGCACAGAACCGUGGCGGCGAGCGUGGGACGGGUGCGUUGCCAGAAGUCUACGAACAACCCGGCUUGGAAGCCGUGACGCAUGAGCAAGACUGGUCCGGUCUUCAAGUCGUCAACGACCACCACCACCGAGAUGGCAGCAAGGAGGUGACAUACCAGAACAACGAAUACGAAAAAGAUACCCGUGGUAGCCAGCGAAGCCGAGUUCGACCCUGCCGCACAGAAGUCGCUGCCUGCGUCGGUAGCGGCACGGAGAAGGAGGAAAUUAUAGCUCCUCGUCGGAGCCGGCGUCUUGCUGGUCAUCGUGACGGCCGUCGUGGCAGGCGUGGCAGGCGUGGUGGGGAGCAAGAUGGCGGGGGAGCAGGGCGCAAGGGGUCACCAGAGGCGCAGGCGAUACGCCGGGGCUCGUCGCUCACGGCAACGGGGUGGUGGGAAAACACUGGCUCGGAGGCCAACGACACCUCGUGGCAAGGUCCGGAUGAGCUCGACUUGUUCGCCACGGGGAACUCACGCUUAGCGGGAUCUACAAUCGUGUAUGACACCGGAUAUACGCCGCAGCCAGAACUCUUCUACACCAACGCCCAAAUGCAGCUCCUCGGCAUCAGCAUGAACGACCUGUACAACCCGACGGUUCAGGAUGACAGCAUCAAGAGCAUGACCCUCAGGACCGGCGUUGACAGCAGCGUCGCCUCCAAUUGGCCGUGGUCCAUUUAUCAAGCCGCCGACGGCUACCUCGUCGAAGUGCGCAAGCGGCUGAUCGGGGGCACCUUCCGCCCCGCUGCGGAGUGGGAUGCCAAGAGGCUCCGCGUGCAGGCGGUCAACGCCAGCCGGCUGGCCCUGGUGCCGACCUCGACCAACUUCAGCAGGAUCGCCAUCCAGGGGGGCUACGGGAUCUUCUACCAGUCGGCGAAUUCCAGCCUGGUCGCGCUUAUCCCCGAUCUUGCGAACAACGUGCCCGCCGACUAUGUGACGCCGUGGCCGACGGACUUCCCCUCCAUCACGCUGCCCCAACGCGGCACCUUCGCCGCCUUCUCGGUGGCCCGGCCGUCGGACUCGCUCCAGAGCGUGGACACGUAUGCCCUGUACCUCGACGCCUCGUCCAACAUCAACGUGGUAUACACGGACUCGUCUACCUCUUCCUCGCCCUCCUGGAAGAUGGCGCAGCCCGACGUUUUGAAGGGGGCCGACGCGGACACCGACACCGCGUGCCUCACGAUGGCGACCUCGGCCUACGACUCGUUCCAGGAGGAGGUGCCGCUCAAGGUGGCGGCGAGCAUGGUGAGAUGCUGUUUCCAGCGCGAGGUGCUGGUUAGAGAAGUGACGUUGAGCGGGACGCAGUGGGUUGACGUCGGAAGCGUGCCGAUAUCCUGA